AAGUCGAGAAACCUUGGUGUGUGUACAGUACAAGUAGCUCCAUUUUUGCAUAAUCACCCGAAACUUGGCACCAGGGCUGAAUGACUCUCCUGGAACCUUUUCAAGGUGUCACAAGGUUUGGGUUGACAAUUUUUCAGCUUCAGAGUGGGGGGGUUACCGUAUUCAUGCCCGUAUGGCAGAAGAGACGGUGGUGCAUCGGCGAUUUGGGGAGAAUUCUGUACAUUUUUGUUUUACCUGCCGAUAGCCGCCCGAGCAAGUCUGAUCUCGUUGACAUAUAUCUGGGGUUGCUGGCCUGGUCCGAGUAUCCGAGUCCUCCUGCGGUAGCUCUGGUCUGACGUGGGCACUUACGAUACUGGUAGCACCGUACGGCAGGCUAAUCUGGUACUGACGCUGCAAACAUCAGAGAACCGCAUUAAAGAAACAAACGCAAAAAUCUCAUCGCCACUCUUGGUAUCUUAAACAUGCUUUAUCCUCGCUACCCUAUCACUAUACUCACCAGCAUCCUCUACAUACUAUGCGCUGCGAGAGCACAACCCCGGGGUGAUAAGUACCUACUUGGGGUCGGCAAGGCUGAUGUUACCGGUCCCGUGGUAGAGAUUGGAAUGAUGGGAUAUGCCUCGUUGGACCAGAAAGGAACAGGACUUCGGCAAAGGCUUUUCUCGAGAGCAUUUAUCGUUGGAGACAUCAACCAGCCGAAUAAUAAUUUUGUCUAUGUUAUCGCAGACCUCCAAAGCGGCGAUACGGCGAUUAGGAAUGGAGUUCUGGAAAAGCUUCGAGCCUUAUAUGGUGACCUCUAUACGCAGUCAAACGUUGCUAUUGUGGGAACCCACAGCCACUCUGGCCCAGGUUGGUUCCAUCCAUUCACCUCGUGAUCGAUUAAUAUCUACAUUUAGGGUUUUAGGUUGACAUUCCUGCGAUUGGCUAGGUGCCUGGCUCAAUUACCUCCUACCGCAAAUAACGACCCUCGGGUUUGACUCGCAGUCUUACACUGCUAUCGUUGAAGGGAUUGUUAGGUCCAUAGAACGCGCCCAUGGAUCACUGACACCAGGUUACCUUUCUCUCGGCAAAGGUCUCAUCCAGGAUGCAAAUGUCAACCGUAGCCCUUACGCUUAUGAGGCCAACCCAGAGAGUGAGAGAGCAAGUUACGAAGGCAUCGGAGGGCAGGUGGAUAAAGAAAUGACGGUUCUCUCAUUUGAGGACGAAAGUGGCAAGCCAAUGGGGCUAGUGGUCAUUUUGUUUUCCCAGCCUUUGCUAGGUUGUGAUCGCUAAUGUCCGUCUUUAGGCUUCUGAAUUGGUUUCCUGUCCACGGAACCUCACUAUACAAUAACAAUACACUCAUUUCUGGAGACAACAAAGGCCUUGCUGCCCUAAUGCUUGAGAAGGAUUUUGGUGGGUCGUUCGUUGCCGGGUUUUCUCAAGCAAACGUCGGCGAUACAUCACCCAACACCGAGGGACCUAUAUGCCAGGACACGGGGCUUCCUUGUAGAUACGAGGAUUCGACCUGUGGGGGCAAGACCCAACAAUGUAUUGGCAGAGGCCCUGCUUUCCGAAUCUCGGACACUGAAUCCUGUCGUAUAAUUGGCGAGAAGCAGUAUCUGGGCGCUAAGGCAAUUUACCAUAGUCCAGGCCAAGCAUCAGUAGCGGGAGAUGGUGGUGUUGUGAGAAGCUUCCAUACCUUUGUCGACUUUUCGGACUACACGUUCCAACUAUCGGACGGCACAACCAAGAAAACCUGUAAGGCAGCUCUGGGAUUUAGUUUCGCUGCCGGGACAACUGAUGGGCCGGGAGCCUUUGACUUUACCCAAAACGACCCGGAUGCACCGAGUAAUCCAUUUUGGCUGUUAGUCAGAAACUUUUUAAGGGCGCCAAGCAAGGAUCAAGUUGAGUGUCAUAAACCCAAACCCAUACUAUUGGACGUUGGGGAGAUGGACAAACCUUACCCAUGGUAUAUAACUCGCAAAUUCUAAGAGAAUAUACCUCUAGCGGUGGGAAGGUAGAGCUAAUACUCGCAUGCUAGGACUCCCAACAUUGUCGAUAUACAAAUGUUCCGCGUUGGACAGCUUGCUAUCAUCAUUUCGCCUGGUGAGGCGACUACUAUGUCCGGACGUCGAUGGAAGAAGGCCGUGGGAAAGGAGUUGAACAACACAGGAAUUGUUAGCAGUGGGGAUAGCUGGAUAGUGCUUGGUGGGCCGGCAAACAGUUAUACACAUUACAUUGCAACUCCCGAAGAAUACGCCAUCCAAAGAUAUGAAGGGGCUAGUACCCUUUACGGGCAGUUUACGUAGGCGCCCUUAUCUUGUUGUGGUCAUUUUGGGCUUACCGACUACUUUGUGCGAUAUAGGCUGGAUGCGUAUAUUUCGCUGUAUAAGAAGUAUAUCCCUUAUCUCGGCGCAACCCCACCAUCCACUCCCAUACCCCCGGGGCCCUCGCCACCGAUAAACACCAACACCUCGAUAUCGCUUAUCAGAGGGGUUGUCCACGAUAGCCCGCGCCUCGGGAAAAGGUUUGGUGAUGUUCUUACAGAUGUUACUUCUGCUCCGUACUCGAGCGGAAACCUAGUAAAGGCAGUUUUUGUGGGAGCGAAUCCCCGAAAUAACCUCAGACUCGGUGGUACAUACGCAGCAGUUGAAAGGAACAAUGGGGGUACGUGGAGCAGAGUCAGGGAUGAUACCGACUGGAAUUUGGUUUAUCAGUGGAAGAGGACGGAAUGGCUAAGUGGCCAGAGUGAGGUUACAAUUAGUUGGACCAUUGAGCAGGGAACUCCGGCUGGGAAGUACAGGAUCAAGUAUUAUGGGGAUUCAAAGAGUCCCUUUACCGGGAAGAUUACUGCAUUUGAGGGAACUUCUGGAACGUUCAGGAUAGGUUCCACGCGGACUACGAUAUGUCUAUCGUACUUUAUCAUACGAAGAUACUUGUAUAGUAUAUCAUUGCCCACUGAGUGCGUAUUAAUGGAGCCCUACUAUCAAGGCUAGUUUGGGGAAUUGUUUCGGUUUUAUUUUUUUGGGCUCCUGGCGUUUUUUUUGGUGCAAUUUGGCCGAUUCAGGAGGGACUUGGAUCCCAAUUGUGCUGGCGUUAUGUUGAGUGUGUUAACUAAGUGUAUGAUCGCGCCUGUUAGCUUCCACAGUGUUUAAGAGGGCAGUAUGUAGAUUAAAGAAGUCGUUCGCAUCCCG
Tuber aestivum (summer truffle) is the source of this 3170-nucleotide messenger RNA. NCBI's taxonomy places the organism in Eukaryota, Fungi, Ascomycota, Pezizomycetes, Pezizales, Tuberaceae. The record is from the annotation of a GenBank genome assembly.